Rotaria socialis is the source of this 450-nucleotide messenger RNA. The record is from the annotation of a GenBank genome assembly. NCBI's taxonomy places the organism in Eukaryota, Metazoa, Rotifera, Eurotatoria, Philodinida, Philodinidae.
AUGGCUUCUUCUUCAAUGGAAAUAAAUAUGGAUACACUCUAUGACGAUUUGAUGAAUCUUUGUUCCCAAGAUGAUACUUUCUAUUACAAAGAUGUUCGUUUAUAUUCAAUCAAAUAUCGUAUAUUCAAUUAUCGUCUCUGUUCUUAUGCAACAUUUCAGUUGCGUACAGCAGCUUUGAAUUGUCGUGGAACAAUGUUCAACAUUUCGAAUCCGAAAAACAUACAACUCGUUUGUUUACCACAGAGGAAAUUUUUUAAUUACGAAGAAGGUUUUGGUCAAAAACAAUUUCAUGAACGUGGUCGAUUCGGUGAUAGAAUGGAGAAAAUGGACGGAACAUUGAUAUCGACGUUUCUACACGGAAGAGCAUCGAAAGAAGUUCGACUUAAAUCUAAACAAUCGUUGACAUCAAAGCAAGUUAUUGAAGCUAUGCAAUUACUUGUUGGUAUGUAA